Yamadazyma jaroonii is the source of this 1047-nucleotide messenger RNA. NCBI's taxonomy places the organism in Eukaryota, Fungi, Ascomycota, Pichiomycetes, Serinales, Debaryomycetaceae. The record is from the annotation of a GenBank genome assembly.
AUGACAAAAGUUAUUAUAGUUGGAGGAAAUUAUGCUGGUUGUAUUGCAGCAAAGAAGUUAGCUAAAAAAGGUCAUGAAAUUGUCAUAGUUUCACCUUUUGAUAGUUCUUUUGCUUCACCACUUCUUCCAAGACUUCUUACAGAACCUGAGCUCAUUGAGGGUAAUUAUAACAACAAAUAUACUUCAAUCUUUGCAGGUUUGAAUGUUAAACAUGUCAAAGCACUUGUUACUGAGUUAGAUCCUGAUGCUAAAGUUUUAACCUUGAGUACUGGUGAAACCUUAGAUUAUGAACAUUUAGUUAUCGCUACUGGUACUAGUCAUGGUGAAUUAUUUAAACCUUCAAGUUCAGGGGCCAUGGAUUCUAACGUCAGCUUAAUCAAAUCUACUGCCGAGAAAAUCAAGUCAAAUAAGAACAUUGCUGUUAUUGGAGGUGGUCCAACUGGUGUUGAAGUUUCUGGUGAUAUUGCACACCAUUAUCCAGAUAAAUCUGUUGACUUAUAUACUGGUUCAGGAAAUCCUUUACCAACUUUACCAUUGAAGAAACAGUUACAAGCUGUUUCAAUGUUAGAAAAGAAAGGUGUCAAAGUCAUUAAAAAGAAUGCUGAAAUCAGUGGUAAUACUGUUGACGGUAAAUCCUAUGAUUUAGUUUUAACCACUUUCGGUGUCAAACCAAACAGUGGCUUCAUUCCAAAAAAAUUAUUGAAUUCAGAAGGCUACUUAAAAGUUUCUGAAGAUUUGACUGUUCCAGGAUAUACAAACAUUCUUGGGUUUGGUGAUAUUACUGAUACCAGUAAUAACACUUUAGUUGCCAUCAUCUUGGGCCAAACUAAAACUCUUGAAAAAUCUGCUGAAAAGUACUUCGAAGGUAAAUCUGUUAAUCCUCCACCAUAUAAGAACCCUAAAGGUGCCUCUAUGUUUGUUCCAGUUGGUAAAGACGGUGGUGUUGGUAUUGUCUUUGGUUGGAGUAUACCAUCAUUCUUGGUAAAGAUAGUAAAGGCUAAAGAUUACAUGAUCUCCCAUAUGGCAAAUUAUUAUGAUCAAUUCUAG